AUGGGGGAUCUGCCAAAACCCACUUCUAGCGCCGCCAAGUCGGACGACCAGGAGACUCCGACCAUAUCUUCCCAUCCGCCGCCGACGCCACCACGCCCUUCCGUCUCCCUCGUCCAGCCAUCCCAGAAAAAGCGACACAAACCCACGAAGGUGUUCCGCGUAUUCCGGUCGGUGUUCCGAUCCCUGCCGAUCAUAACGCCGGUAUGCAAGUUGCCGGCGCUGCCAGGGGGGCUGCCGGAUAGCCACCGGCAUGGGUCGGGGAACCGCGUGACGGGGACGCUGUACGGGUACCGGAAAGGGAGGGUGAGCCUGUCGGUGCAGGAGAACCCUAGGACGCUGCCGACGACGGUGGUGGAACUGGCGUUGCAGACGAACGUGCUGCAGAAGGAGAUGAGCAUGGGGAUGGUGAGGAUAGCGCUGGAGUGCGAGAAGCGGGGGGAGAAGGACAAGACGAAGCUGAUGGAGGAGCCGGUGUGGACGAUGUUCUGCAACGGAAAGAAGGGGGGGUACGGGGUGAGGAGGGAGGCGGCGGAGGAGGACUUGAACGUGAUGGAGCUUCUGCGGGCGGUGUCGAUGGGGGCCGGCGUUCUGCCGGGGAACUCCGAGACGGAGGGGCCGGACGGGGAGCUGGCCUACAUGCGAGCCCACUUCGAGCGGGUGGUAGGGUCCAGGGAUUCGGAGACGCUGUACAUGCUGAGCCCGGAGGGGAAUAAUGGGCCGGAGUUGAGUAUUUUCUUCGUCAGGAUUUGA
Molecule: messenger RNA, 750 nt
Organism: Malania oleifera
Lineage: Eukaryota; Viridiplantae; Streptophyta; Magnoliopsida; Santalales; Ximeniaceae
Product: protein MIZU-KUSSEI 1
Exons: 1
Coding region: 1-750 (249 amino acids)
Biological process (GO): hydrotropism
Source: RefSeq, a predicted model, not a curated record